Messenger RNA from Coregonus sp. 'balchen', 823 nucleotides. Lineage: Eukaryota; Metazoa; Chordata; Actinopteri; Salmoniformes; Salmonidae. The record is from the annotation of a GenBank genome assembly.
AAUCCCCUGAGUUACCAAGGUCUAUUCUCAGGCCUAUGUCUGGGAAUUUCCACAGCGCUACACAAUAGGUUUGUUGUUCACCACGUAUGCUCUAACGCCUCCUACAUAUUACUUGGACAUUGUGGUUGGAAAACACCUAUGCCACAAGUUAUGUAUGAGGCCUGAGUUGUCUGUCUCUGUUUCUAAGUGCAUGUUUCUGUGUGUCUGUGUGGCCAUGCAGCAGCAGCUGCCAGUGUACCACCCCACGCCCAGUCAGGCCCGCAUGGCCAGCCAGCUGCCAGUGUACCACCCCACGCCCAGCCAGGCCCGCAUGGCCAGCCAGCUGACUGAGGAGGAGCAGGUCCGCAUUGCCCAACGCAUCGGCCUCAUCCACCACCUUCCCCAAGGGAGUGUACGACGCUGGCAGGGAUGGCUCCGAAAAGAAAAUUAGAGAGUGAGUACCGCCGGCAACAGCACUCAAACACAACACAUCUCCAAGCAUUAAAAUACACAUUUUUUUUAUCAUGUUGGAUGAAUAUGCCUCGUACUGAAUGACAAUAGGCAUCUGCGUAAUCUCUGUAUACACAUGCAUAUCACUUACUGUUGCUGAAUGUCAAUUUGUACUAAAGAAAUACAAAUACUGAUACACACAUUGUUGUCUCCCCAUCUGUGCAGGUGUGUGAUUUGCAUGAUGGACUUUGUGUAUGGAGACCCCAUCCGGUUCCUGCCCUGCAUGCACAUCUACCACAUGGACUGUAUAGAUGACUGGCUGAUGCGCUCCUUCACCUGCCCCUCCUGCAUGGAGCCAGUGGAUGCUGCGCUGCUCUCCUCUUACGAGACCAAU